CGGGCGGACCCGGAAUCCCAGAGGCAACGGAUCAUGACUUAUGCUUAUCUGUUCAAAUACAUCAUUAUUGGGGACACAGGAGUGGGCAAGUCAUGUCUCCUCCUGCAGUUCACAGACAAGCGGUUUCAGCCUGUCCACGACCUCACCAUAGGUGUGGAGUUUGGGGCCCGUAUGGUCACCAUUGAUGGGAAGCAAAUCAAACUGCAAAUCUGGGAUACGGCUGGUCAAGAAUCCUUCCGUUCUAUCACCCGAUCCUACUACAGGGGAGCCGCUGGAGCACUGCUGGUAUAUGACAUCACCAGGCGUGAAACCUUCAACCAUCUGACCUCAUGGCUAGAGGAUGCCCGUCAACACUCUAGCUCUAACAUGGUCAUUAUGCUGAUUGGAAAUAAGAGUGACUUAGAGUCUCGCAGGGAUGUUAAGAAAGAAGAAGGAGAGGCCUUUGCUCAGGAGCAUGGACUUAUAUUUAUGGAAACCUCAGCCAAAACAGCUUGCAAUGUUGAAGAGGCCUUUAUUAACACAGCCAAAGAAAUAUAUAGGAAGAUCCAGCAGGGUUUGUUUGAUGUCAGCAAUGAGGCAAAUGGCAUCAAGAUUGGUCCCCAACAGUGUAUUUCAACACCAGUAGGACCCAGCACAUCCCAGAGGAAUUCUGGUGAUGCAGGAUCCAACUCUGGCUGCUGCUGAACAUCUGAUCUUAACUCGUAUUUUCAACCUGGAACCACUUCAGAUCAAUAGGCUUAAAGAAAGAGGUCUUACUUGCUUUGGUUGAGAAAAGCCUCUUUUCAAGGUCUGAUGCUUUGCCUUUCUACUUAAAAAGACCAGGGCAGAUUUUGGGUCCCUGUUGCCUAGACUCUCUUCAGGGAUGUGAGCAUUCCUUGAGGCUUAGGGCAUUUAUCCCUAGUUUUAAUUCCUACAAUGUUAUUCUUAAACUUGAUUGUCAUAGUAAUUCCAAAGUAAACACUUUGUUUUAUAAGAAUUCACAUUCUUGGGGGCCAGAGCAAUAGUAUGGCGGGUAAACCACUUGAGUUGCACGUAGCCAAACCAGGCUCAAUCCCCAGCACUCUAUAUUGUCGUCCAAGCACCAUCAGAAAUGACCCCUGAAUGCAGAGCAGUAAGCCUUGAGCACUGCCAGGUUUGGCCCAAGAACCAAAACAAAGAUUCACAAUCUGCCCCCACCAAGUAUUAUUACCAAAGGUGUAGGAUAUCUGUUUGAAAUGACUGAGAUCUGACUGACCUCUGAAUGGCAGAUAGAAGUUUCAU
Suncus etruscus (white-toothed pygmy shrew) is the source of this 1260-nucleotide messenger RNA. RefSeq names its product RAB2B, member RAS oncogene family (gene RAB2B). Gene Ontology annotation, molecular function: GTP binding; GTPase activity. The transcript has 8 exons. NCBI's taxonomy places the organism in Eukaryota, Metazoa, Chordata, Mammalia, Eulipotyphla, Soricidae. The record is from RefSeq and is a predicted model, not a curated record. Gene Ontology annotation, cellular component: Golgi apparatus. The coding region runs from base 34 to 684 and encodes 216 amino acids.